Messenger RNA from Amphiprion ocellaris (clown anemonefish), 4319 nucleotides. It is a transcript of the gene zdhhc21, whose product is annotated as zinc finger DHHC-type palmitoyltransferase 21. Lineage: Eukaryota; Metazoa; Chordata; Actinopteri; Pomacentridae. Gene Ontology annotation, molecular function: protein-cysteine S-palmitoyltransferase activity. The record is from RefSeq and is a predicted model, not a curated record. The coding region runs from base 168 to 965 and encodes 265 amino acids. Gene Ontology annotation, biological process: protein targeting to membrane; peptidyl-L-cysteine S-palmitoylation. The transcript is spliced from 8 exons. Gene Ontology annotation, cellular component: Golgi apparatus; endoplasmic reticulum.
UCCGGUACAUUUCCGUAUAGGUGGUUUUAUUUUUACACACAGAUGAUCCGGAUCGUGUUGUUUGUGUUGCAGGUGUCGGACGGAUGAGGAAGUAGCUCCACUGGUACGUGCGCUGAAUCGGACAGCGACACGCGAAGUAGGUUUUCCCUGGAGUGGCAGCAGCAGUCAUGAAGCUUCGUCUGCACUUUGUGGUGGACCCUAUGGGCUGGCUGUGCAUCAGCAUGGUGUUCGGGAUCUGGCUCUACAACACUUUCUUUAUUCCCAAGCUGGUUCUACUUCCACACUACAAUGAAGGACACAUCCCAUGGGCCAUAGUUGUUUGUUAUUACAUAGCAUCGGCACUCUGCGUAUUGGCCCUGUUCAGAGCUUCUACAGCAGAUCCUGGACGUCUUCCGGUGGACCCCCACAUACCUCACUCUGAGAGAGAGCAUUGGGAGUUGUGCAAUAAGUGCAACUUAAUGAGGCCGAAAAGGUCACACCACUGCAGUCGCUGUGGCCACUGUGUGCGCAGGAUGGACCACCACUGUCCUUGGAUUAAUAACUGCGUUGGAGAAGACAACCACUGGCUCUUCCUGCAGCUGUGUUUCUAUGCUCAGGUCCUCAGUUUAUUCACACUGGUGCUGGACUUCUGCCAGUACUAUUACUUCCAGCCGCUGACAGAACUAGACCAGGAGAAAUUUACAACACGUCAUGAACUGGCUCUGCUGAGAGUGUCGGCGCUCAUGGGUGUGGUCAUGUUCGGUGGCAUGUCCAGCUUGUUUUACACCCAAAUGACGGGCAUCCUCUCUGAUAUGACCACCAUUGAGAAAAUGGCUCAGUUCACAAAUGAAAUAUAUGGCGUUAAGAAAUCCUGGCAGUGGGCGCUGGCUGAAGUUUGCGGUACUCGCUGGAAACUCCUGUGGCUUCUCCCUCUCCGAAGCAGACAGCCGCUCCAAGCCGGCUACCACUUCCGCACUCAUGUGUAAGCUGGUCCAGCGUCUCCUACCUGCACAGAUGGUAGGAGCCACCAUGAUGAAACACUGUACACACACUUAAGAAUCCAUCUGCUUGCCUUCAACGUCCUCCUUUGUGCAAUGAGAGCAGGGCAGCAGUGGAUGCAAGAAGCUUUUUUGUUUUGUUUUUUCAAGGCCCAGACUGGCAGUAAACAGGGUCAAGAAACACCUUUGGGAGCGACGGGAAUCUCUUUUUUUUUUUUUUUUUACCCACUGUGACUGCUACUUUUAGCAAUUGGAAACCACUUUUAAUGGCUAAUUGCAUCGGAAGGAUGGGAGUCUUCACCUGAAAGCUGCUGGCAAAAGGGACCCCUCUCAGGUUACUUAAUAAAGAGCCUUUACUACUGACCUUUAAUCAACCACAGACAGAACUUGGGUAACUUCAGUGUGUCUAUUAGGAAGGCAUUUUUUUUGGAUCAGGUUUGUGCCUUGUUUCUUUUAGCAUUGUUCUUUUUUUAAUCGGUGACACAUGAGCAGUGUUUUUGCUUUAUGUUUCUUGAUUAGUUCCACUUUCUUGUGAAGGGAUCUGCACUCCUUUAAUUAAUUUGAUGAUUCUUGAAUGUUUUCUUGCAUUGUUCCACAAGCGUUUUAUGUACCAAGUGUUGUUUUGUGAAGCAUGGCCACAGAACAAAGUUGAAUACUGAUAUGUGAUAAUUGUGCGACACAAGACCAGCUAAUUAUGAAGAUGAGAAACCACUUAGUUAAAACUUGGUAAAAAUGUGUUCAAAAUUAGAAACAAGCUCAUACAAUCAGUCUUAGGCUGUAUAUAUCAUAGUUAAACCUGCUGUAUAAUCACAUUUUCUCAGAGUUUUACAUUCCACAGCUAGUUAAUGUCGUAACCUGAUCAUACUUGAUGUUAAAUUCUUACUGAAGGGGGUGAGUGUCACAUAAUGUCUUCAAAGAUAACUUAAAUCAGUCUGUUUAAAUCUUAAAGAAGUAGUUCACUGUUGUGGGAAGUACACUAAAUCCUCUUUUUGCUGGUAAUUCGAUAAGAAAAUCGAUGCCGCUCUGUACACUAAUAUGAAACUACAACUAGGAGCUGGUUAGCUUAGCUUAGCAUCGGAAUCUUAGCACCUAUAUAACCGCAACAUAUUUAAUUUACACAAUUUUUGUAAAUAUUCAAUGACUGAGAUAUAAUUAGUAGUAAGCUUUUUGGUGAGAUGAGUUCAUAAAUUUGAAAAGAGCCAAGAUAGUUUGUUUCCUAUUUUAGAAUCUUAAUACUAAGCUACGGUAAUCGUUUGCUAACUGUAGCUUCACAUUUACUGAACAGACAAAUUGAGAACGGUAUCAGUUUUCUCAGCUUAUUUCCCAUGAUGUCGAUCUGUUCUUUUAUAUCCGUGUUUUUAUCUUGAAGUUUGCUGGUUUGUGAGGUACACCAGCACUUCUUUGCCGAUCAAGAUUUUAGGACGUGCAAUAACUAAUUUCUUAGGUGAUUGUGCUGCUGGUUAGCUUAGCUUAGCAUAGGACUUAAAUCACGUGAAGAACAAACACAACCUAUAAAACUGCAACUAUUUUAUCCUUUUUUACACUCUGCUUUUUGAGUGGACUAAGCAAAUGAGAUUUUUAAAAAGAAGUUCGCUUUUGGUAAGAACAUUUUCUCACCUUUAAAGCAAGCAACCUAACUUGUUCCCACUUUUAUAGUCUAAACGCUAAGCUAAGCUAGUAGGCCACUGGUAGUAGCUUCAUAAUUACUCAACAUGAGAAUGGUGUCAAUUUUCUCAACUUUUCUCAAUUUACUCCACAACAAAAAAUGUAAAAAAAUGCAUUUCCCACAAUGUUGAGCUAUUCCUUUAAACCACUCUGUUUAGCUGAAAUCUUCUGUAUCAACCAUAGCACUUACAGUGCACUAUAUUGGCACAAAUAACUUGAAUAUAUGUCUUUAUUUUAUACUCUUGACAACAUCAUUUGUAAUUUAUACGUAUCAUUUUAGCUGUCUUAUUUAUGUCUGAACAAGUGACUUUAUAAUUGCAUAUCUUUGAGUAAUACAGAAACGAGCAGGUUAGUCUGCUUGUGGUGACAUGAAGCUAGUUAACCCUUGACACAACACUGCAAAUUUAUUUACUGUGGUUUUGCUGUAACUUUGUGAAACUGUUUAGAGAUUUUAUUGAAUUCCUUACCAGGAUACUUAAGGGGAUGAUAAUAAUAUUAGCAUUGUGUGGUUGUCAUUGUCUAUAAUACUUGGCAAUCUCUUAGUUAACCCUGUAAACAAAGCUUAUCGCGUGUGUGAGAAAUGUUACAAUAUCCAAAUAGUGCCUGUCUAGGUCUUCUUUUUACUCUCACGGUUCAUCAUCAUCCUCGUUGUAUGGUCUCCAUACAAGCCAAAGACCAGGGGAAACAUUGCAAUAGACACCAAGUAUCCUGUAAAUGCAUGUUUCACCAAACUUCUGAAGGUAGCGGUUUAAUAUUAUGCACUGAAUUUCACAUUAGCACACAGUCUCUUUUACUGCAUCAGUGGUACUUGUGAAAGGAAGUCCUCACUUGAAGUUAUUUGAUUUGCUGUGUGUGGUUUGUAUAGAUUGCAUUUGCAUGAGUGUUUGCCGAUAACUUGAUAUUCAGGUUUUUGGAUGUUUGUGUGAUUUAUUUUUUUUUUUAUUUAUGCGUGGCGGUGGGGUUGAUCGGCACUAAAAAAAAAGUGGUGAUAAAAAAUGAACAUUCACAAUUUCUUCUUAUAGGUUUUGAAAGCAAUAAGCAUCGUGGGUAAAGCCAUCCUUAUUGUUCCAAAAGUAGUGAAAAUAUGAUGUUUUGUGACAUUUUUUAACUGUUGGAUGGGUUUCACUCAUUAAUCACAAACCUGAGAUUACCGGACUCGAGUAUUUGUCAGUACUUUAGUUACCUCUGCCAAGAUUAUUGCAGCUGCAGUGCGUAGCUGCGCAGCAUAUUUUCAAUUAACAACAUGCCCACAUCUCAUGUUGUUAAUGAAGGAAUAACAGGAAGGCUUGAGUUAAUUUGAUUUGAAUCAAAAGCUGCAGGAAACCGGAGGUGUGAACAUCUCCGAGAGGCUGUUUCUUAUUCACAUCGCCUUACUGCCUGGCCUCCCCCAGGACUCUCUGUUUGGAUCUGUGCAUUUUGUGCACUUGGUUCAUUUGCUGUAUUUUUUUUUUUAAAUGUGUUUUCAAGGUGUAUUUUUGUUUAAUUCUGACCUCAACAACUGGAACAGAUAUGUUUUGUGAAUUAAAUUCAUACACUAUAAACAUGUUACCAAUUUGUGUCUAGAAUGCCUAUGAGAAGUUGCCAAUAUAUUAUUUUACAAAACUAUUAAUUGUGAUUAUAGAAAAUAUAUAGGUAUUCAUAUUCAAAUAAAUUAGAUUCUGAAUAAGUUUGAGCUGA